Molecule: messenger RNA, 6892 nt
Organism: Acanthoscelides obtectus
Lineage: Eukaryota; Metazoa; Arthropoda; Insecta; Coleoptera; Chrysomelidae
Source: the annotation of a GenBank genome assembly
CCGGUGUGGGGGGAUGGUGGGGAACAGCUGACAAUCUAAACAUUAGACAUCUUUGAUCCAUUUUUCAAUCGUUUUCUCACAAAUGCUCCAAUAAUUUUGAAUAUGACAGAAACAUAACAAGUGCGGGUUUUCUUUUGUUUCUGUAGUUUUCGUAGGUUGUUCCGAUUGUAUUAGUUUCACUAAUUAAUGUUGAUUUUGUUGAUUUUAAUGAAGUGUGACGUCAUGUGAUUGCGUUUUAUAUGGAGAACUGCUAUGUGCAAGAAGAGAACCACCUAUGCAGUUGACACCAUCCUCCAUACUCAACCAUGAAUUUUCUGUCAGUUCAAAACAAUUUUGGCAUCAAAUCACACAACAACAGUUUCUUGUUAUCCACCGAACCGCCUUUGAAAACCGCAACAUAUGCAGAUAGCCGACUGACAGAAAACAACAACCAAGAGAAGACCACAACACUGCAGGAGGUUUGGUCAAAGGAGAAAUUCAAUGUGGGCAAAGUUACCGAAAGAGCCAGUGUCUACAAUAACCUCAAGAUGUCUUGGGCAGACGAGCAGCCUAUCAGGUUGCAGGAAGAAAGUCAGCAGUCUGAAGAGGUAACAGAGGAACCCCAAAAAGAAACUAAAGAGAUUGAAGUGGAUCAGAGUAGCAACAAGGAAGAAACACCUUCUCAUCAUGCGCGUAGGCCACCAAAUGCCUUUUUGAUUUUUUGUAAGAAACACAGGCCUAUAGUUAGGGAGAGAUUCCCGAACUUAGAGAAUAGGGGUGUGACCAAAAUACUAGGAGAAUGGUGGGCAUUGUUAAAUAAUGUUGAAAAACAGCCAUAUAAUGAUUUGGCCAAAGAGUACAAAGACGCCUUCCUAUCAGCCAACCCGAACUUCCGCUGGUACAAACUCCCCGCUCCUCCUUUGCGUACUUUGACGGCUCGCCCGGCAGUUCCUAAGCCAGGCCCGCCUAUUUCAAGCACCGCCUCCACGGUGGGCGGAGACUUGCCAACUGUGACCACGCCUCCUUCCGCGGAAUUCACGCCCGGCAAGCUGGCCGACGAAUCACAGUUGGGCGGAUUGACGUCGCUCAUGAACAACAAUUGUGUGGCACCUUCUAUUUCUGAAGCGGGGAAGGGGGAGUGUUGUUUGAAGGAGGACGUACAGAGUAAGGCAGAAAGCAGUCCGGUAUCCAACAUAGACGUGAGCACUCCACCAAAACCAAUCAAAAAAAGAUUUUCAGAUUACUAUCUGGAGAACAAAGGCUGUGUGAGGAAUCUCGGCCUGCAGGAUAUGCAUCCACCAAAGAAUGAGGAGAUUGAUAGGGAAGGAGAAGGAAAUCUCACCAAUCAGGAUUUGAUGAAUAAGGUGGUCGAUGACAUGUUUAUCCGUCAUCAAGACGACUCUGAAGACAAAAACGGCCUGAAAGAAGUACGGAAAUCAGAGCGCAUGUGCAAAGGGAAGAGGUACGAGAUGUUUAUGGUUGAGGGAAAACUCUUGGGCAACCGUAGAGAGACGAAAUUCGUGCAGAGGAACCGCAUCGACACCAAGAUCGAAAUGGAACUGAACGCCAUCAAUAACAAUAAACCUGAAACACCAAAGCUAGAUUUAGGGAACACCAUUAAACGCUUGGCUGAGCGCACCAAUGUCAAGAUCGAUCUAAUUGAUGGUCAGAGUGAGAAUCUUACAAAUACAAAUGUCAAUACUAUGGACUUUUUGAACCAAACUACCGCUGAAAACCUCAAAAGGACUCGCAGCAUAUCGGAAACGUCAGAGAGUAACAAUAAUAACAAGAGUGCGCUGCCAAACUUCAACUUGGACCUGAGGAUUUCUCACUUACCUUGUCUCAGCUACGAUGAGUUCACUUCUAGAAAACGUGAGAGCAAGAAACGCAAGAUACGGGCGAAAACUGACGGAGAAUCCCGACACAAGGUUUCAAAAAUGGAAGCUCAGCCAGUAGGAUCGAAAAAGCGCAAGAAUAAACAGAGCAUUACUCAUCUAAGCAAGAGUGAAGAGGAUGAGGCAGGUUUGAGUGGAGACUUGCUCGGCUUGGCAACACUGGCCGAGGUAGCGGCCAAUACGGAAAAAAUCAACGAACAACUAUCAGAGUGAUAUAGUAUUAAAAAAAGGGAUCAUAUGCUCAGAGAUAAUGACACGUUUUGUGGUACGUUCUAGAAAGUUGGAUAUUUUUUCAUAUAAUACUGCCUUGUGUCUUCUGAACUAGGUAUAUACAUUUGAGGGAGGGAUAUCUGGACUUAGCCUUCAGGAUUAUUCUCUAAUGUUUGCCUAAAAUAAUCUUUCUUACAUUUUAUAGUAGCGGCAGAUUGAAGAUGCACUUCUAAAGUUUGACAAACACCUUCCAAUCAAAUUUUCUCAUUCAACUUGUCCUAAGCAAGCAUGAUGAAAAAAUAUGUUGCCUAAACAUGCUUCUCGAUUCUAUACAAUUUUAUCAGCCAUUAGCUGCACAUGUUCCAUGCAGACCUAAAAUAUUUUGUUUUGAAGAACUGUUCAACUUCUAGCCUUAUUAUUUUACAGAGUAUAGUUACUUAUAUAAUUCUAUUAAUAUUGAACAGUAACUAUGAUAUACCAUUAUAUAAAGGUUUACAUGAUUAAAUAUUUUUGACAGAAUAUAGGAAUGAAAGUACUAUUAUAAAUAGUCAUACCAAUUGUACUUAUUUUUAUUUUAUCCUCCAUCUCUAUACAAAAACGUACCAGAAAAUGUGACCGAUCUUUGGAGCGCAAAUUUUUACCUAUAUUUCGUUUCUCUUGAUUGUUUUGGGCGAUUUCCAACAUUUAUUGGCAUUAUUUGAAUACCAAAAUCUAUAUGCAUGUGCCUGAGUUAUCAUAUUUAUUAGCUUUGAAAGAGGUGGUAGAUUCAUUCCAACUACUCAAAAUAAAUCAAAAGGAAUAAGUUAUUCUACCAAAUCAAAAGUGCAAUAAAGCUCUCCUGAAUUGAGGAUCAAAAACACAAUUUAAUAUAUAUUUCCUCUUAUGUAGUACCGUUUUUGAUGAAUUAAUCACCUUUUUCACUGUUUUUAGAAACAAAACAACUGUUUUUUUUUUAUUUUAUUAAGGACUAUUAAAUGAGUAUGAUAGAAUGAUCGGUUAUAUUUGGUAUGCAUCUAUCACCACAAAAUCUUUCAACUUGAACGUUUAUAGUAAGAAAUUUUAAACGCAAGCAAUAAAGUGAUGGUCCAUAAUUUUACCAAUUAUUGACUUUUACGCGUUUCGACUUACGCCUUAUAUAUCGCGGCUAUGUGGUUUAAAAAAUAAACAACAGCAAGGCUAAUACACCUAUUUGUUAUGUUUGUGGAGGUUUUAUUUGUUGUAUAUGCAUUUUAUGAGAAUAUAUACAUAUAUAUGUCUAAAAUUGUUAUGUAGAGAUCCUUACAACUAAUUUUAUAUUUGUGAUCUUGAAAGUUAGUGUUAUAGACUUGUGAGCACAGCAUUCAAAAAUAAAAAUUAUUGAAACACAAGGCUUUAUGAUAGAAUAUUUGUUCGUUGCACAGUUAUUGUUUUUAGAUUCUAUGCUCACAGGACUGUUGAAAUAUUAUUGUUUUCUUUAUAUUUGUUUAUGUUUGGUUUUUGUUAUAUUCAUAUGUAUAUGUUAACCAUCUAAUAAUAAGUAUACCAAAUCAUCUUCAAUAAUUAUUAUUUUAAUAGUCUUAUUUUUAUGCUACUUUGCUAUAUUUCAAAUCGCAGAAUAGCAUUCUGUUUAAUUGUAUGUUUUUUUUGUUUGUUUGUUUGUUUAUGAUCUGAUUUAUCCUGUUUGUAGACUUGGGUUACCUUAUAAAGGAAGUGACAAAAAAUAUGUUUUGGUAAGUCCAAUCUGUUGAAAUAUGUAAAAAAAAUCAUCUUUGAAGUUUGUUUCACAGGACCUAUUCUUUUGUGUUUUGAAACCUUCUACAGACCGGAAUGGCUAUGGACUGAAGAUAUUUUUAACAUCACGAAUCAUUAAUUUUGAAUUGUAUUUCUUGUUUGUCUUCCACUUAUGCACCUGAGCAUUACGAAAUCAAUAGAAACGUUGGUUUUCAAUAAUGAUUGUUUUUUCAUUAUUUUAUUAUUGUCUGAUUAUGCAUGUGAAAAAUAUUUCAGUGCAUACAAAUUUUUAACUCUUAAAUUUGGUCACCUUUAUACUGACAUUUUCAUCUCAAGGUGAUUUACUUUUCUUUGCGUUGCUCUCUGGGGACGUAACAAUUUGCAUCGGCACUUAAAAGUAACUAAAAAAUAAUUUUUGAUCUAAAGUAAGUACUUUCAUAAAUCAUCAUUUGGCGUAGGUGUAACUAACAUCCAACAUAUCAUUCAUAUUUACUUGUAAGUUAAUUUUUAUGAAGUUGUGCUUAGAAUUAAGAGUCAUCGCAAAGGAAAGUAAGACUACUAUAGAUUCGAUUUGUGUUUGGAACUUUUUAUUUCUAGGAUGUGUAAUUAUCGUCUGUUACAUUGUUAUAUGCAAAGCUGGGUUUUUAAUAUCGAUAUGAUACAGCAGUAGGGAAAAUAGUAUGUGCAACACUUCAUCAUUUUGUUGGCUGUUUGAAACAAUAUUUUUUUGUAGCUGGUAAUUAUUUUAGAUUAAUAUCACGGCUCAAUAUUCCUAAAUCUCAAAAAAAAAGAAUAACCUGAUAUCACUUCUGAUGUUGAGUUUUUGAAUCGGAAUUUUUAACCUAAAUGAUCGUUAGUUCGCAAUAUCAGCUUAUAGACUAAUCAUAUUAGCAAAUAUCACCGAAAUAAUCGUAAAGUCUGGUUUUAUUGGUGCAAGUUGUCAAAGAGGAUAUUUAAAACAUGGACGCAUAAAAAUAGCGCACCAAUUUUUGUGGGAAAACUUUUUAUCCGACAACAAAGAAUGAGAAAACGUGUUGACAGGAACGAAAAAACUUUCAAAAUAAGAUUUUUAGAUAUUUAUGAGACCUACAAAAUGAGACCAUACGUAAAAAGAUCCGACUAAUAGCAAAAAUGUUAUGGCCGAAAAACGAGGCAAAAACUUGUUGGUAAUGCGACGAUAAUUUCACGCAACUUCUUGAAAUUCUUCAAAUUCAUAGGAUUCAUUCUUCUAAAUAACAACAACAAAAUUGGAGUAUAUUGGUCAAGCAGUUUUUUGAGAACUUAUUUCUAUUGGUUUAUCCCAAAACACCUGUUUUCCGGCCACCACUACUAGUUUAUUGAGCCAUAUACAGGGUCCGUUCAAACAGUAUUUAAUAGCAAAACACACGUGUUUACCUUGCCGAUAUGAAUCACAAACCGUUCCGAAAGGUAAAUAUGUUAUUUUUAUGCGAAAAACAAAGGUUACGUUUUUUUCUUCUAAACGAAUUCAAACAUUUCGUAUUUGUGAGUAAUUGAACAAAUGCGCUACGAUAUUCGAAAAACAUACGUUACUAUACACAUUCUACAACAAACCGGGUGUGUCUAUCAUCUUUUGUUGCGAAUUACUCCCAAAUACGAAACGUAUACGUAUCCCAUCGUUUUUUGCAUAAAAAUAACAUUUAUCUUCCGGAAUGGUUUGCGAUUCAUAUCGGCAAGGUAAACUAGUGUAUUUUGCUAUAAAAUGCCCUUUGAACUAAACCUGUAUAUUGCUCAAUAAACUAGUAGUGAUAGCCGGAAUACAGGUGUUUUGGGAUAAACAAUUACAAAUUUUUACAAACUGCUUGACCAAUCUACUCCAAUUUUGUUGUGGUUUUUGAAAAAUUUAAAGUAUCUGCGAUAAACCAUCGUCGCAUUACCAACAAGUGCCAAUACUUGCGGUUUGCCUCCGUUUUCGGCCACAACUUUUUUGCUAUUAGUCGGAUUUUUUUAAGUGUGGUCUCAUUUUGUAGGUCUCAUAAAUACCUAAAAAUCUUAUAUGAAGAGUUAUUCCGUUCCUGCCAACACUUUCUAUUGAAUCCCAUUCUUUGUUGUCGAAUAAAAAGUUUUCCCACAAAAAUUGGUGUACCCAUUUUAUGCGUCCAUGUUUUAAAUACCCCCUUGAACAAGCAGCAAUUAAAACAGACUUAACAAUUAUUUCGCAAACCAGAGGUAUUUUCGUCUAAUAUGAUUAGACAUUAAAAAGCAACUCUUUUGUGAUACAAAAGAAAAAAUUUAUGCAAUAUGGUUGACGCGCUCCAUAAAAUGCCAAGAAAGCAUUAAAAAGUUACAACACCCAUUUUAGGUUGAUGAUAUUUUAGAAUCAUAUUCUUGCAUGCACCUAUCUAUUUUCUUACUGCUAUGUAUUUACAAAAUGUAAGUACCUUGGAUUUCUCUUUUACCUGUUUUGCUAUUAAAACUAGGCCUUAGAAGAAGCGACCAAAUACGUAGUUUUAGGGUUAUAUACGAGAUAUAUUUUAUAACAAGAUACGCCUUAUAGUCUUAGAAAUAUUGGAAUAAUCACAUUAAUAUAUCCAGUAACAUUAUUUAAGGAAAAGAUAUUCUAAUUACAUCGCGAGUGAUUUGUCCUGACCAAUAUUUCAAUAUCUGGCAAUUAUUAGUUGCUGUGUCGCCGAUUUUUGAUAGAACAUUUGGAAAACCGUGUGUUUAGUUUUUACAAAAUAUAAGAUGAAAAAUGAAAGCUGAGAGAGAAACUUUUCUUUAGCUGCUCAAAAGACCUCAUAUGCUAGCCACAUUUUAUUAUUUUUCAGAUCAAAGCUUAGUAUAUGAUUUUUAUGUAUGAAUCGGUUUUCCAUUAGUUCUUAUAUCAUUGCGACAAAAAAAAAAUGAAAGGAAGGUUGUUGUGUACCAAUAAAAUGUUGAAGAUUUUUCAAAGGAAUUGCAAGGAUAUAGAAAGUGAUUGGAUUGUGAUAUACUUUAUUUUUGUAUAUUGUGCGGCGAGGGAUAAGAGUUUUAUUUAUGAUAAUUGUAUAGAUACCGUGCCUUUUAUUUAUUUCAUUCAGAGUUUAUGCCUAUAGAGAAUCAUUAAAUAUGUAUCAAUUUUAAUAAACCUUUAUUAAAUA